UUAUGGAAAUUUUUUCCUGUAACGCUUACAAGAAUUUCUCAUAGUGAAUGAAUUGGUCUAAAAAGUGAAAUGUCACUAGUGAAUUUUUGUCUGUGCUCCGUCGAUUACACAUGGAGGAAAUAGGACGCGAAGUUGACUGCUCUCCGCCUGCCUUAUACCGAUGUCGUUGUUCCAAACGAUAGAUAAUUGGUCGAUAAUUGGGGAUCCAAAACCGCGACAAGCAAAAUGGAGUCUUUCCCUUCCUCGGCGAGGCUGUCGCGGGACUUCAUAGGACCGUAUGGCACGGCAGUUUCACACGCUAAAGAAAGACAACAGUGCCUAGUCAAUCGGAGUAGCGGAAAAUACCCCCUCCUUACUUUCCCUACCAAUAAUCACUCUUCCUUUCCGUCUCUUUAUUGAUCGCUCAAUCUGCCCUACGCAUAGCAGACGCAGCGGACCCGUCGUCUGUCAAAUGUCGUCACGAAUGUUGUCUCUGCUGCAGUGUAUGUUGGCUCGCCUGGCGUGCGUGGCGGUGACCGCGGGCGUGCUGCUCGCAGGGGUGCGCGCCGGCAAGCUGCACCACGAGGAGCACGAGGAGCACAUCGACUAUUACACCAAACCCAAGUACGACUACAAGUAUGGCGUGGAGGACUACAAGACGGGCGACCACAAGUCGCACUGGGAGACGCGUGACGGCGACGUGGUCAAGGGAGAGUAUUCGCUGCUCGAGCCCGACGGCACCUACCGCACCGUCAGCUACACGGCCGACAAGCACAACGGCUUCAACGCCGUGGUGACGCGCAGCGGCAAGGCGUCGCACCCCGAGCACAAGGAGGAGGUCCAACACCACCACCACCACCACCACGAGUCCCCCGGCAAGCUGCAUCACCUGGAGCACCACGACUACGAGCACCAGGGCAGCAAGCAGGAGGAGGCCGUGGUGUCCAAGCCGUACAAGAGCCGCUACCUCGCCGUCCAGCCGCAGUUCCACGAGGACGAGGGUGCGACGGCUCCCUCCAGCCAGUCCGUGAACGCGCUCCCGGCGCCCUCCUCUGCCGCCCUCGGCCCCCAGGUGCAGGCCUCUUCCCCGAGGUCCUCGACGGCCCACUACUUCCCCGGGAGGGUGGUUGGCGGCGCCAAGCCUGAGCCGUUCAAGCUGAGCGCCGAAGCCGCGUCCCUGCGACCGGCCGCGCACGUUGCCGCCGCGUCCACCCCGUCCUCCAAGUCCUUCUCCAAGCCCUUCUCUGGCUACUCCAGCUCGGACGCGCACUCGGACGACGCCCCCUUCACGCCGUCCGCCAGCGCCUUCGGCUCGUCGACGUCCGGGGCGUUCCCGACCAGCGGCUCGUCCCGCACGUCCACCCCCGCCUACAGCAAGCAGCGGCAGCAGAGCCUCGGGGACUCGUCCAGCGCGUCGCACUCGUACUCCAGCCUCUCCAGCCCCCACAGUUCAUUCUCCGGGAGCGGCUUCAUCAGCCUCUCCGGCAAGGACUCCAGCAGAUCCGCCGGCCAAUCGGCCAGCCACCCGGCCUCCUACUCCGGCCAGACCGGCAGCUUCUCCAGCGUCUCCAGCCAACAAGAGGGCGGCCAUACCUAUUCCAGCACCAGCCCCCACUCCAUCUUCUCCAGUCAGCCCAGCGCGCCGGCGCGCUCCUCCAAGCCCACCGCGAUCUCCGCCAAGCUGACCCCCGGCCUGACCCGACCGUCGUUCCCCCGGGUGAGCGACGAACAGGCCAGCAACGCGGUCCGCCACAGCGAAGACGACUUCGAGGACGACGAGGAGGGCUUCCCCAGGUUCUCGUCGACCUUCAGACCGACGCCAUCCGCGGCAGCGCUGUCGCAGCGCGGUCCCCAGCGCUUCGAGGAUGACCGUAGCAGCAGCAGCAGCAGCAGCGGCAGCGGUAGCGGUAGCAGCGGUAGCAGCGGAAGCGGUAACCGUGCCUAUCGGCACGGCACCUCGGCCGACGGCGAGCGCAGCUUUGUUGAGGUGGGGAUGGGGGGCUACCCGGACGGCGCCUACGAGUACGUCGAUCGGGCCCAGGGCUCAAACUGAGAUUAAACUGUCCCACCGGACACGGGGCGCGAUAGAAAAUCGUGUUGCGCUAUUCGAGUCCUUUGGAAACUUUUAAACCGCAACUAAAAUUCGACCAAGUAUUUCUGACAGCCGUGUGCAAAAACUUUAACGUUUUGUGAACUGCCAGGUAAUGGGUGAAUUUAACACAUUUGCUCGACCUUCGUAGCGAAGCCAUGCAAUAGGAGACUUAUGCAAACUUGUGAUAAGCGAGUGCGUGUGUAUGUGAGAGGGUGCGUAGGGCGUAUCAGAUGUGUAAUGUGGCGCUUACGGUAGGCGUGUCCGCCACAGUCUUAUUUAAAUUAUUUAACUUCAUGUACAUAAUAACCUAGCAACUAUUACAUAAUUUUGUUUUAGUCUAUUUAUGCAAUUGUAUUGUUCUUAUUGUUUUUUGUUAAAUAUUUUAUUCUAAUAAAGAUACAUGUUUUCCCGAA
Frankliniella occidentalis (western flower thrips) is the source of this 2484-nucleotide messenger RNA. RefSeq lists its product as uncharacterized. The transcript has 2 exons. The record is from RefSeq and is a predicted model, not a curated record. The coding region runs from base 452 to 2032 and encodes 526 amino acids. Lineage: Eukaryota; Metazoa; Arthropoda; Insecta; Thysanoptera; Thripidae. Gene Ontology annotation, cellular component: extracellular matrix.